This is a messenger RNA of Peronospora matthiolae, 360 nucleotides long. The record is from the annotation of a GenBank genome assembly. NCBI's taxonomy places the organism in Eukaryota, Oomycota, Peronosporomycetes, Peronosporales, Peronosporaceae.
AUGCCGGACGUCCGUUUGAAACACGAACGAGUGGAACCCGCAAGUCCAAGCGAGAGAAACGCCGAGCAUGAGAGCUCCACUGCGUCGGAAGCAGCAGUGCCCCACGAUGCACAGAGUCGCAGUAACCGGCUCCUCGUUCAUGCGUGCAAUUGCGACAACGUCCAGUGUGAAGACCCGGAGUUUUGGAGUUUGUGCGGACACAUGAAGAGGUUCCUGCGCGCAGCCUGUUGGGCCUCCCAUAACGAGCAGUGGCGGUCGUACCCCAUUGCUACUGUCGUUAUUGAGCUCUUUACGUACCACGCACUGCACUGUCAGUCGACGCAGUGCAACGUGCCCAUGUGUCGACGGCUGCGUGGUUAA